UCGGCUGUCACCAAUCCAAGCCGGUUUGUGUACCACGUUUGCGGCCUGGAGCGAUUUCGUGAUUCAGUUUUUUCAAAAUGUUCGAUUUAAAAACCUAUCCAAACUUUACGCUGGUAGGAAUCAAGGAUCGGAUCGUGUUCUUCUCACCGGAAGGUACACCGGUGCACGAAAUAGUGCUGAAGGAGUUUAAUUCUCCCGCGAACGAAGAGGCUUCGAAGAACGGUAACCCAAGCGUGCUGCUGCCACAUGUAGUUACGUUCGAGUAUUGUGGGAGCUCGAAUCUGUUGGCCGUUUCCGUCGGUGAUAAAUCGUUACGCUGUUUCUCCAUCCUCGAGAAGGACGGGAAGGUGUCUUCUGAGGCAUUGGGCGACCCCAUACCAACUACGAAAACGAUCGUCUGCAUGAAAUUUGCCCCGAAGCAUGAUGGCCUUCUGUUUGGCUGUGAUAAAGGCGAUUGCUACGAGUUUAACAUGCGAGCGGAAGCCAGCGAACGCUCCAAGUGGAUUUUGGGUCACAUGAGCCAAAUACUGGAUGUUGCGAUCAGUUCGGAUGAGAGGUACAUAGUAACAUGUGACCGGGAUGAAAAGAUUAAAGUAACAUCUUACCCCGAUUGCCACAAUAUCGAGUGUUACUGCUUGGGACAUCUGGAGUACGUAGGCGCACUAGCCUUUAUCUCACCAACGCGGUUACUAUCGGUUUCCGGUGACAAAACUCUCCGUGUUUGGCAGUACGUCGAGGGAAAAGAAGCCGUCAGCCAUCAACUUCAAGAACCGGCCGUGCACGUGUCCGUUCGACCGAUGGCAGACGAGCAAAGUGGGUCGAUUUGUGUGGUCAAAAGCUUCGUGGAAAACAAGCUGGAGUUGGUGCACAUUGCCCACGAACCAACGAACACAUGCACUACCUUGGAACCAUUAGAACUGGAUGCCAAUUUUACAAUUCUGAAUGCCAUACUAUCCGCCUCGUUAGAACUGUACUUGCUUGUCUUGGCAAAAGAAAGCAAAGCAGCGGAGCUACUGGUGUACGAGUUUAUCGAGAAGGAAAAACGGUUCCAGGUACGCAACGAUCAUCCACUGCGAUUGAGCUUCCUCAAGACCUUCGAUGGAGCUACGAUCGAUCAGGUUAGAAACUAUAGUACACUCUUCAAAAAUAGUGUCGACAACCUGACGGACUAUUUUGAACGGAAGAAGCAGAAAAUUGGCAAAAAAGGAAGUGAAUAAACUGGUAGGUUACUG
Molecule: messenger RNA, 1232 nt
Organism: Anopheles aquasalis
Lineage: Eukaryota; Metazoa; Arthropoda; Insecta; Diptera; Culicidae
Gene: wuho
Product: tRNA (guanine-N(7)-)-methyltransferase non-catalytic subunit wuho
Biological process (GO): RNA (guanine-N7)-methylation; tRNA modification
Cellular component (GO): nucleus; cytosol; tRNA methyltransferase complex
Molecular function (GO): protein binding
Source: RefSeq, a predicted model, not a curated record